GGAAGCUGCAGACGCUGGACGUCCUCCUGCGGCGCCUGAAGGCCGGGUGCCACCGCGUCCUCAUCUUCACCCAGAUGACGCGGAUGCUGGACGUCCUCGAGCGCUUCCUCACCUACCACGGCCACAUCUACCUGCGCCUGGACGGCAGCACCCGCGUCGAGCAGCGCCAGGCCCUGAUGGAACGGUUCAACGCCGACAAGCGCAUCUUCUGCUUCAUCCUCUCGACCCGCAGCGGCGGCGUCGGCGUCAACCUGGCCGGUGCCGACACCGUCAUCUUCUACGACAGCGACUGGAACCCCACCAUGGACGCCCAGGCCCAGGACCGGUGCCACCGCAUCGGCCAGACCCGGGAUGUCCACAUCUACCGGCUCAUCAGCGAGAGGACGGUGGAGGAGAACAUCCUCAAGAAGGCCAACCAGAAGAGGAUGUUGGGAGAUAUGGCCAUCGAGGGAGGAAACUUCACCACCGCCUACUUCAAGCAGCAAACGAUCCGGGAGCUGUUCGACAUGACGCCGGAGGAACCGGGGCGCCGGGAGCCGGAGAGGGACAAGGACAAGGAGAGGGACGGGGACGUCCCCGCCACCGAUGAGGACGAGGACCCGGCGGCCACCCGGCGCACCCACAUCCUGGAGCAG
Messenger RNA from Pterocles gutturalis (yellow-throated sandgrouse), 635 nucleotides. Its product is annotated as helicase SRCAP-like. Gene Ontology annotation, cellular component: Swr1 complex. The transcript has 4 exons. Gene Ontology annotation, molecular function: ATP hydrolysis activity; histone binding. NCBI's taxonomy places the organism in Eukaryota, Metazoa, Chordata, Aves, Pterocliformes, Pteroclidae. The record is from RefSeq and is a predicted model, not a curated record. The annotation marks the transcript as partial.